UGAAUCCAAGGAUGAGGAAGAAAAAUAAAAAGCCUCACACUUCCGUGCAGAGCUUUCGCUAAUGGCGGCUUAGCUCCCAGCAAACUCUCUAAACCUUAUUUUUUUCUUUUUUUUUUCUUUAGAUUUUCGUUUAACGGAAUUUUGAACGGUAAAAAGAAAGGAAAAAUUCAUAGAUUGAAUAAUGGAGCAAGGAGAAACGGUUUCGGAUUUUGCACCAAAGAAAUUGGCGAGGCAAUUAGAUUUCACAACGAUGUGUCGCGCGUCGGCAAAUGCGACGUUACCGGAUCACCCGAUGCACUUACAGUCGCAGUCGCAGCCUCAACCGCAAUGGCCAUCACAAACGCCGUUGCAGACGAAGCAUCAGCAGCAACCACAACCGCAGGAACUGCAAUUGCGGUUAUAUUUCCAGCCGCAAACGGUGCAGUCGCCACCGCAGCCACAGCUAAAACCUCAGUCACCACCAAUGCCACAAGUUCAAACGCGGCCGCCCCCUCCGCCGCCGCCGCAGCAGCAGCAAGUUGCUGUGGUGCAUCGGGUGCCUCACCCAGUCCAGAAGCUUUCACUGCCGACAUUUCAAUUGAGCAAACAAGAGUCUCCUAGGUCCGGACCACGUGGGCACGUUGAUGGUAAAGAUGGGACUCCAAAGAAACAAAAGCAGUGUAACUGCAAGAAUUCUCGGUGCUUGAAGUUGUACUGUGAGUGCUUUGCUGCUGGAAUUUAUUGUAAUGGUUGCAAUUGCAUAAAUUGCCAUAACAAUGUGGAGAAUGAAGCGGCAAGGCAAGAGGCAGUUGGAGCAACCUUAGAACGCAAUCCAAAUGCGUUUAGACCGAAGAUUGCUAGCAGUCCCCACAGACCUCAGGAUGCUAGGGAUGAUGCACGUGAUGUCCAAAUGGUCGGAAAGCACAAUAAAGGAUGUCACUGCAAGAAAUCUGGUUGUCUCAAGAAGUAUUGUGAGUGCUACCAAGCGAAUAUUCUAUGCUCUGAAAAUUGCAAGUGUAUGGACUGCAAGAACUUUGAAGGAAGUGAGGAAAGAAGAGCUCUCUUUCAUGGGGACCAUAACUCCAUGGCUUACAUGCAACAGGCUGCAAAUGCUGCCAUUAGUGGUGCCAUUGGAUCAUCUGGCUAUGGUACUCCUUUGGCAUCCAAGAAGAGAAAAAGUGAAGAAUUCUUAUUUGGUGUAGCAGUCAAUGAUCAAUUCAAUCAAAAGAUUGUUCAACAUCAACAGGAAAAUCAUCUAAAAAAUCCUGUGGCGUCAUCUUUUCCAUUUUCUGCCCCUGUUUCUCGUGCUGCUAAUACAGCAUCAUUGGGAUCUUUGAAAUUAACAUACAGAUCUCCAUUGGCGGACAUCCUCCAACCACAGGACGUGAAGGAGCUGUGCUCAGUUUUGGUCUUAGUUUCAUCAGAAGCUGAAAGGGCACUAGCUGCAGAGAAAAGUAGCAAAAUGGAUUCGCAAACAGAGAAAGGCUCUAUUGAAACUAUUGUUUCAUCUGGUCAGGCGGGUGAAAUGUGUCAGCAAGGUAAUGGUGUUCAUAGGGGUGCCACUAAUGACCGCACCAGUGAGAACCAGGCAGAUGCAGAUAGAAGUGGCAACACUGGAGCGGAUGGGGAUGAUGUGCAAAAUGGAAGGCCAUUGUCUCCUGGAACACGCGCAUUGAUGUGUGAUGAAGAAGAUGCAAUGUUUAUGGCAGCUGGGUCAUCUAAUGUAUUCGCAGACCAUUCUCAAAACAUGACUCAGAAAUCAUCAAACGGGCAUGAGUGCACAGAUGUCUAUGCAGAGCAGGAAAGGCUUGUUUUGACAAGGUUCCGUGAUUUUCUCAACCAGCUCAUUACGUGUGGGAGCAUAAAAGAAACAAUGUGUUCGCCGUUGGCCAUAAGUGAAAAAAGAAGUCAACAACAACCUGUGGAGAAUGGUGCUGUAAAAUCUGGAAAUCAAGGAGGUGGGCAAAAGGAGCCUUAUCGUAACGGAAUUGUAAAAUCUUCAAUCCCGGCACCCGUAGAAAUUGGUCAGACUGUCUCUGCAGCCUGUUCUGCUUUACAUACUGAUCUGCCUUCAAAGCAUAGAUUGCCCAUUGGAAAUGGAGACACAAAUGUAGAGAUUAAGGGCUGGAAUUAGCAAGGAAAAUAGUUGGAAGUAUCAGCAUUACUUCUUAAGCUCAUGCCCAUUUUCUCCCUACAUUUGGGUCCUAUAGUUAGAAAUGUUGGUUGAGGAAUUAACCAUAGCUAGACGCCUAGACCCUACAGUCCCUCUUACAACAUUAGGAACCACUAAAAUAAUUCUUUCUAGAUAUAUUUUUGGGCUGUUGCGCUAGAAUAUGCAGGGUAAUGAAGUUUCUGUUGGCCCUAAUUUGCUUUGUAUAUUUCGUAAUAAUGUCAGUUUUGUUAGACACGCCUAUGUGACCCUGAAUCGAUUAAUCCAGUCUUCACCUUUUGUUCUGA
Molecule: messenger RNA, 2436 nt
Organism: Theobroma cacao (cacao)
Lineage: Eukaryota; Viridiplantae; Streptophyta; Magnoliopsida; Malvales; Malvaceae
Source: RefSeq, a predicted model, not a curated record